AUGGGCAAUCUAGGUGACCUAUCACCACAGGGUAGUGUCGCGGUCGGGAUUCUAGUUGGACUCGUCUCAACCAGCUUGCAGGCUAUCGGACUUACUCUCCAACGCAAGUCCCAUCUACUCGAGGAUGAGAAACACCCAUACGAUGUGCGUCGACCACCUUAUAAGCGCCGCCGAUGGCAGGUGGGCAUGGCCAUGUUUGUGAUCUCGAAUAUUGUCGGCAGUACUAUUCAGAUCACUACAUUACCAUUGCCAGUCCUUUCUACACUCCAAGCAUCGGGACUUGUUUUUAAUACGAUCUUUGCGACCCUCAUCCUCGGUGAAGCGUUCACACGAUAUUCGUUUGCCGGCACCGUCCUCGUCUGUAUCGGCGCUGUUUUAAUCGCGACUUUUGGCGCCGUCGGAGAGCCGGCGCAUUCAUUGAACCAGCUUUUGAUCCUACUCAAAGGCCGACCGUUUCUCAUAUGGUUGGGUUGUACCUUGAUAGUUGUGCUGAUCAUUCUGGUCGGCUCGAAGCUUUUAAGAUACCUACUGCCGGGAUCCCGAGGGAAACCUGUUGCCGCAGGUCUCUUUACACCGCAUCUACUGCGUCUUCAAAGCAGAGUGAAGUUGUUCCGGGGCAUGUGUUAUGGAGCAGUGAGCGGAAUCUUAUCGGCCCACUCUUUACUACUUGCCAAGUCAGCAGUGGAGCUACUGGUACGCACCGUGGUCGAUGGUGAGAAUCAGUUUAAUCGUUGGCAGUCCUGGGUUAUUCUCAUUGGCAUGAUCACGCUGGCGUUAACUCAGCUCUUUUACUUACACCGGGGGCUGAAAUUGUGCAGCACCAGUGUGUUAUAUCCAUUUGUGUUCUGCAUUUACAACAUCAUUGCUAUCCUGGACGGUCUAAUUUACUUCCGUCAGGCUUCUCAACUAACAGGAUUCCAUGCCGGUCUUAUUGCAUUGGGGACUAUUGUUCUUCUUUGUGGUGUUCUGUGUCUAUCAUGGCGACUGGAAGACAUUGACGCUCAUUCAGGUGUCACUGUUGUGGGACCUACACAGACCGGCCUUGGUCCGGGUAUGGGAGUUACCGAGGAACGCUCCUCGUCAUCUUCAGCGCUGCUGGACAGCCUGGUCGACGAGGAAUCGCGUCUUGGAGAACGGGAACCACUGCUUCAAGGCACUAGGUCCCGACAGCCUCCCUUCCACCCUCGAGCCCGAGCUCCGAGUCUUCCUCUUGUUCAAACACUCGACCAACACGAAUCUGCAGAUCUUAACACAGCUUCUAUCUGGGCAGAGCUUGAUGAAUCAGACUAUGAUUUUGCCACCACACAAUCGCCCUUGACUGAACGACGUCGCAGUUCUAGUAGCAGCGUGGCACUCCGAGGACCAAUAGGCAGCCAUGGCUGCCGUUCAACAAUAGGACCUCUGUCGUACCAACGUGUACGUGGCUCUCAUCGCGGUCGCGCACCAAAUCACGAGAACCCGUGGCGAAGAUCCUCUAUGCCUUGGGGUGGACUCGUGGAUUCUCAGCAUAAGCGAUGGAAUGCCUGGGGAGCCGAUGGGUAUGGAACAAUCCAAGAAGCUGAGAACCGUGGCCUAGAACGCAAUGAAGCUCCACAUGUUCAAGAUCAAGCUCCUAAGACCAGCCUUCUCGCAGGUUCGAGAAGAAUGCUGCUAGCCACCUGGCAGCGUGGCCGACGAUAUUUGCCCCGAUGGACGAGCCCGCAGGCGGGUGAUCGGUCCGACCCACACGAGCGAGGCGGUGCCUCUUCUCCCCUUUUACCUAGUUCUGAGGCUCAUCUUCCUUGGACGGGUGAUGAUCAAGAUCCAAGCGAGGAGAAUGGGCCCGGGCCAGGUCUCAAGGGGCCGUCAUCAUCUCUUUGA
Messenger RNA from Penicillium malachiteum, 1860 nucleotides. RefSeq lists its product as uncharacterized. Gene Ontology annotation, molecular function: magnesium ion transmembrane transporter activity. Lineage: Eukaryota; Fungi; Ascomycota; Eurotiomycetes; Eurotiales; Aspergillaceae. The record is from RefSeq and is a predicted model, not a curated record. Gene Ontology annotation, cellular component: membrane. The transcript has 3 exons. Gene Ontology annotation, biological process: magnesium ion transport. The coding region runs from base 1 to 1860 and encodes 619 amino acids.